Stylophora pistillata is the source of this 1281-nucleotide messenger RNA. RefSeq names its product glutathione-independent glyoxalase DJR-1.1. NCBI's taxonomy places the organism in Eukaryota, Metazoa, Cnidaria, Anthozoa, Scleractinia, Pocilloporidae. Gene Ontology annotation, cellular component: cytoplasm; nucleus; mitochondrion. Gene Ontology annotation, biological process: response to oxidative stress; glyoxal metabolic process; glycolate biosynthetic process. The record is from RefSeq and is a predicted model, not a curated record.
CAAGGUUCGACUUCUCGAAUAAUUUCCAGACAUCAGGCACGGACACGCAUUUUAAAAUCCUCAGAAAAUUAAUGUUCACAAACUAGAAGUCGAGACAAGAGCUUUGUUCUGUCAAUGUCUGGUUUGUGAGGCCUUUAUUUGAAAGUUUUAUACUUCCAAGUUAUAUACUAUCUGUAAAGAAUUAGAGGACUGGGUUCCAGAUAUUUGUGUUCAUCCAACAUGGCGAAUUCGAAGGGUAGCGCACUGGUUAUUUUGGCGGAAGGUGCAGAAGAAAUGGAAGCUGUUAUUACUGCGGAUGUUCUUCGACGGGGAAAACGCUCUGUUGUUGUCAAACCAGACAUGAGUCUAGAGGAUGCAGUUAAACAGGGUCCAUAUGAUGCUGUUAUUCUGCCUGGAGGACUAGGAGGAUCUAACAAUCUGGCUAAAUCUGCUAAAGUGAAAGAAAUUCUUCAAGAGCAGGAACAAAGUGGAAGAAUUAUCGGAGCCAUAUGUGCAGCUCCAACAGCACUUCAUGCACAUGGAAUUGGAAAAGGGAAGACUGUUACAUCACAUCCAUCUGUGAAAGAUAAAUUGGAUGGUUAUAACUACUCUGAAGACCGAGUGGUCAUAGAUGGAAACUUGGUAACUAGUAGAGGACCAGGAACAGCCUUUGAGUUUGGCAUUGAACUUGUGCGUGCAGUGCGAGGUGAUGAUGGUGAAGCUGACAAACUGGCAGGUCCCAUGCUGAUUAAGUAAAGCAACCACUCAGUUCCCGAGAAGAAAUAAUUAGUUUUAGCUUAAAGGCUAGAUCUCAGUUGUGAAUUAAUUAUUUGUAAUUUAUCAAGUCAUCAAGUAUUCUCGCUUUACUAUAACUCGUGUUAAUAACACGACGAUAGUACAGAGGUUUGAAUAAGAGCUGGUUGCUGGCCCCCUACCACCGCCUGUAAGACCCAUUACCACCGUCUGCUGAGCCUGCAAGCAGUGUUCUGAUUUUUAUCCCAAGAUAACUAACACAUCUAACCGUUGAUUGAUAGUUAUUGAAUCAGUUAGUGAUGAACCUUGGAAUGAGUAAUAAAAACAUUUAACCCAGGUUUGGUUUUGCAACCAUUUUGUUCAGAGAUUAUUGCUGUUAAUUUUUUUCUUGUGAAGGCAAAGACCACUCCUUUCAUUGUUUUAUGAAAGAUCAUCAAAAUAGUUAUGAAUUUAGAAAGGUAUUCAAAGUGCACCUCUAUCCAUCUUAAAUAUGAAUUGUUUGUUGGAAAAACAUAUUCUGUGGUCAAUAAAAAUUAUUUUAAACAACAA